AGUGUGUCGAGUUCAAGCGAGUUUCUAUUUGCCUGCACUGUCAGUCGAUCUCACCUCGUUCGAUCAUCUUCAUACCUCACAGUCCGCCUUCGUGUUCGAUCUACUCUUCACCAUGUCGAGCUGCGACUGCGACAGGAAGACCAGCAACGGAGGCAACUGCGACUCCAGCUGCAAGGAGUGCUACGAGCCCACAUUCGGCAUCGAAACCACCUCAAGCCCCGCGAUGAUCUAUGCCCCAGUAUUGCUCGCCACCGAGGCUGCUGGAGUUGCACGAGUUGCCGCCGUCUUCACUGACAUUGGUCAGUAGUGCUCCGAAUGUAUAUAUGACUUCAGGCUAGAGAGAUCAACAAUAUGCUAAUGCUCGUCGUGAGGCUAAGCCGUUCGGUGAUGCUCUGCUCCUGAUCAACCAUCAUUAUGUAGCAUCACGAACGGCGGCCGUACCUUAUAAUUAGCCAUUAGCAGAAAAUCAGAUGGAGCCUGAAGCCUGUGAAUGCGUGUACAAUAUGAUCGGUUGAGGGCUAUGUUGUCCGCUUGAGAUGACUUCUCACGCUCGUGGCGUACCCUUCAGCUGAGACUAUAUAAAGAGUUCGUUCUGUUAUACCAUCGG
This is a messenger RNA of Marchantia polymorpha subsp. ruderalis, 607 nucleotides long. Lineage: Eukaryota; Viridiplantae; Streptophyta; Marchantiopsida; Marchantiales; Marchantiaceae. The record is from the annotation of a GenBank genome assembly.